AUGUUCUCGAGAUGUUCAUCGCUUUGGACAUGUAGCUCGAGCGGACCGGCCUCCAUGGUUAUCGCCAUAACGCUGCCGAUGGCUAAUAUGAUGGCUAAGAUGCGUGAUACAGCUACCCGAUUCAAUACUCGACCCACGUUUACCAUUACGGAGUCUGCCGCCUACGACCAUACGAAAUUUCCCCAGCGUCCCGCUCCUAACGGCCAUAUUCUAAUUGCGCUGUCCGAUAGAGAGACAUGCAAGAAAUACCGGUCACAACAGCAUCCCAUAUCUAAGCUCAUACAACUGCUAAUCGUGCGCCCUGUUGCUAACCAUCCUUCGGCUAGCGAGUUUCCCCUAACCAUCAACAUUGUCAACCCAAGCUUGAGCUCAUCAGCGCUAGCGCGUGAUGUUACAGGCUGGGGGUUUUGGUUCUUCAGGCUGCCGGUGGCACACUCGACAGAGGUGGGCAGUAGAACACCAGUGCACGCAGGUGCUUCGGGCAUGGAGACGCAUGGCAAGUAUCUGAACGACUGCAUGAUCGAGGAACCGAGUCCACUGGUGACAGAUGCGGCGGGCAAGGAGGGGCAGGAGCGCAUCGUGACUGAGAUUCUCAAGGAGAUUAAGGUCAUUCAGCCCGGUGCCUCAAAAAGUUUAAGGGUUGUUUGA
Molecule: messenger RNA, 648 nt
Organism: Bipolaris victoriae FI3
Lineage: Eukaryota; Fungi; Ascomycota; Dothideomycetes; Pleosporales; Pleosporaceae
Exons: 1
Coding region: 1-648 (215 amino acids)
Source: RefSeq, a predicted model, not a curated record